Molecule: messenger RNA, 1158 nt
Organism: Suillus clintonianus
Lineage: Eukaryota; Fungi; Basidiomycota; Agaricomycetes; Boletales; Suillaceae
Exons: 15
Coding region: 175-1158 (327 amino acids)
Source: RefSeq, a predicted model, not a curated record
GCACAUCCAUCAUCAUAGUGGUCUGUUCUCUGUCACUGCACUGCUUAGAUGUAAUCAAGUCCUGCGCAAGUUUCAUCACGAACAGAUUUUCCGGUGUUCAAAUAUUCCGCGGGUUUCAGAUAUUGUGGUUCGAGACGCGGCCAUUGUCCAGCCUCAUCACUAUAAAAGCGCUGGAUGGUGGUAGGUCUGCACGAACUCCAUACGCCCCAUCCUGAUAUGACCACCUUCGUCUCAAACGAUCCUGCUUGGUGGCCGAGCCUCAGUUCUGCUCAGUUUACUGGCUAUUUUGAAGUUGCAUCUGCUGUUGUGGUGGGAUACGACUGGGCAUUAACAUCCGCACAAGAGUUCGAACUCAUCUGGAGGCAACGUUGGUCCUUCAUGACCGUUCUCUAUGUUUGUGUACGUUACGCUGGAAUACUGUAUUCUCUCACCGCCGUACUAGUCAUUCUCCCAGUCCCGGUGACAGACAUAGUGGGCAACAUCCUUCAUUUCAUAUCGAUAUUCACCCCCGUUGUCGUCAAUGCCAUGCUGGGCGCCAUCAUGAUGACUCGGAUACACGCCAUGUAUGGGCGAUCCAGCAAGAUUCUCAUAUUUCUUGCUGUACUCUUGCUGGUUUCCACAAUUGCCACCGGGGUUGUGACGGUAAUUGGAAACCUAGGUUAUUCAGGGGAGGAGGCCGUAUUGUCUGGUUACUAUGUCUGUCUUUACAGUCUUGGCACGGAUGGGAUAUAUCUGAAUGAUGACAUGAUCAUACCCACCGUAAUAUGGGAGAUCCUCACUGUUUUUCUUGCAGUUUGGAUUGCUAUAAAACACCUCCGUGAACUGCGACAAUCGCAGAGAGGAUCGACCAUUGGAGACUGUUUCACGGUGCUAAUGCAAAGUCACAUGUUGUACUUUCUAGCCUUUGUCUUCUUGGCUUGCUUCACUCUUGGACAACUGUCUCCGAAUAUCACGUUCUCAAAUGGUUUGGGAGCUGAUGUGUAUGUUGGCAUUCUCUGCAUUGCCCAGGGGUUCCAGAUGUGUGUGCUGGGACCACGUCUGAUCCUCAGCGUUCGUGAAUAUAACGCCAAGCUCGUGGCCAGGUCCGACGGGGGAACGCACAUGACGUCCAUUGCUUUCCAGGCUGGUGCAGAUGCGUUGACUGGCGGAGAUGUGUAG